This is a messenger RNA of Pyricularia pennisetigena, 900 nucleotides long. RefSeq lists its product as uncharacterized. Gene Ontology annotation, biological process: tRNA modification. The record is from RefSeq and is a predicted model, not a curated record. The transcript is spliced from 5 exons. Lineage: Eukaryota; Fungi; Ascomycota; Sordariomycetes; Magnaporthales; Pyriculariaceae. The coding region runs from base 190 to 900 and encodes 236 amino acids. Gene Ontology annotation, molecular function: tRNA guanylyltransferase activity; magnesium ion binding.
AGCAUCCCUUAUGAAUCUCAGGCUAAUCAGUCAACCCCCACCAGAUAUGAGUACGUGAAGGCGUUUGAGCAGCCCGACAAUCUACUGCCAAACACAUGGAUUGUUGUCAGGAUAGAUGGAAGAGGAUUCACAAAAUUCGCUACCAAGUACAACUUUAAAAAGCCCAAUGACAAGCGGGCGCUUGACCUCAUGAACGCCUCAGCAAAGUCUGUAGUCACAGAGCUGCCAGAAAUUACCAUUGCAUACGGCGUGAGCGACGAGUACAGCUUUGUAUUCCACAAGCACUGUAGCUUGUUUGACCGAAGGUCGGGUAAACUGGUGUCCACUAUUGUGUCGACCUUUUCGGCCUACUACAUCUACCAUUGGAAUACUUACUUUCCAGACAGCCCUCUGUCACCUCCGCUCCCUAGCUUUGAUGGCAGGGCCGUGUGUUUCCCGAGUGUGCAGAACCUGAGGGACUAUAUGAGCUGGCGCCAAGUCGACUGCCACAUCAACAACCUUUACAACACCACGUAUUGGGCUCUAAUUCAACAGGGCAACAUGGAUGCUCACACUGCAGAAAGAUCACUUGCGGGUACCUUUGCUGCUGACAAGCACGAAAUCCUGUUCUCCAAGUUUGGCAUCAACUACAACAACGAGCUGGAUAUAUAUAAAAAGGGGAGCGUAGUUUUCAGAGAUUACAUACUCGAAGAGCCCCAAAACGGCCAGGGUGUGGCGCAAAAGGUUGAGGCUCUUGUCGAGCCGGUGGCCAAGUCCAAGACGCAGGCCGAAAAUGAGAAAAAGAAGCGUGCCAAGGCCAGGGUCACAGUCGAGCAUCUCGACAUCAUCAAAGAUGAAUUUUGGGAUAGACGUCCCUGGCUGCUGUCUAACAAGCCAGGAGAGAUACCCAAACAGCCUUAG